AUGGCUAGUGGUGGUCGAGAACAAGUGGAAAGGCUGUGCAUUGUUGUGGCAGGUUGGCAGCUGCCACUAGCUGCCACUGUACAAAGGAGGACACCUCCUUUAGCGAGAAAUAUGAUUGAAAUAACCCUGAGCACUCUCGCUCGGUCUCGUGGAAAAAUAUUGGUUCCCGCUCCUGUCAGGGCUGGGCCUUGGGGAUUCGAGCUGCUCCGACCUGCCUCACUGAGCUCCCCUGCGACACCCCGCUCGACACAAGGGCUCUUUCAAAGAGGGCUACCUGGCUUCCUGCUCAAGGAGGCUGCUGGUCUGACAACACCGACCAUGUUCGAGCCCUUGAACACAAUGCAGGUGGUUACGACGACCUCACCCCCGCCAAAUGCCAAUCUCUGUGCGAGUCUCAAGGAUUCAACCUCGCCGGUGUCGAAUAUGGCCGCGAGUGCUGUAAGUGUUUCAUAUUUCUUCAUAGACUACAUAAUCACAUGGGACCGGACAGACUGCGGUAAUACCGUCUUUGGCAACAAUCGUCCAGCGUCUGCUUCACUUUGCAGCAUGGCUUGCUCUGGUGACUCUUCUCAACAAUGUGGAGGACCCGAUGCAAUCUUUGUCUAUGUGAAGGAUGCCUAUCCAUUCACCGUUGGCCCCGCUAGCGCUGUCGAAAGCUAUAACGGUUAUGAAAAGACUCAAUGCUGGCA
Messenger RNA from Acaulospora colombiana, 689 nucleotides. The record is from the annotation of a GenBank genome assembly. Lineage: Eukaryota; Fungi; Glomeromycota; Glomeromycetes; Diversisporales; Acaulosporaceae.